GGUCCCGGGGAUCGGAUAAGGUUGUCCCGAGUGUCAUACUGUGGCGAAACUCAAGAGGGGACGGCAAGAGGAGGACCGCAUUUAACAACUGCAGAGGCUAUUUGGCUCCUGCCCCAACCCCCCCAACCCCCAUUUUUUGUCACUACCUUGGAAAAAGAUCUGACAAUAAUCCAAACAACAAAGACUUUGGAAGAAUGAGUACCUACAACGUGUCACUGAGCGGGCCUGCGCCUUGGGGCUUUAGGUUGCAGGGAGGGAAGGACUUCAACAUGCCAUUGACCAUCUCUAGGAUCACUCCGGGGAGCAAGGCAGCGCAGGGAAACCUGAACCAGGGUGACAUCAUCGUGGCCAUCGAUGGGGUGAGCACUGACGGGAUGACUCACCUGGAGGCCCAGAACAAGAUCAAGUGUGCCAGUUUGAACCUGGCCCUCACAAUGCAGAGGUCAAAACGCCCAGUCCCUCAAGGCAACCCCAGAAUCGACUCUCCCUUAACUGUUAUCCCUCAUCAGAAGGGUCAAACAGCUCAAAUAAAUGGCAGCCUCUCGGCCCUGAAUACCUCCUCCGGCUCACUAGAGGCCCUCGGCGAGUCUCCCACCGCCAGGCACACGCCCAGCGAUGGGGCCAGGAGGCAGUAUAACACGCCCAUCGGGCUGUACUCGGAGGAGACCCUGAGGGAGAUGGCCAUGCUCCGGCAGGGUUCGGCAGCAGGCACCCCGGUGGGUAGCCCAGUUGAGCAUGCUCCAGUCUCCACCAGCCCUGCACCUCUCGCUCUGCCUGCUACCGCUGCUUUGCCCAAUCAGUCUGCCCCUGAGACGCAAAGCCUAGCCUAUCAGUCGCCUCCGCCUGCUGUUGCCCCGUGUCCAGAACCAACCCCUGUAGCUCCUGUCCCAGAGAGCCAGUAUGGUCAGGCUCCUAUGCACCAGGGCCCUCCCAUGUACCAAGGGCCUCCCAUGCAGCAACAGGGCCCUCCUAUGUACCAGGGCCCUCCAAUGCAUCAGGCUCAACCAAUGUACCAGGGCUCUCCAAUGCAUCAGGCUCAACCAAUGUACCAGGGCCCUCCAAUGCAUCAGGCUCAACCAAUGUACCAGGGCCCUCCAAUGCAUCAGGCUCCGCCUAUGCAGCCAGCUCCGCCCCCACAGCAGCCACCGCCCAUGCAGCCGGCCCCGCCCAUGCAGCAGAGCUCUAUCCAGAUCCCGAUGGGACCGCCCCCUCCCAAGGUGGUCAGCACUGCCUGUGUCUACCCUACACCACAACCAGCUCCAGCUCCUCCCCCGGCUGCGCCUGCAGACCCCUCAAACAGACCCCCUUGGGUCACCGACGACACCUUCGCCCUGAAGUUUGACCCCAGCAAGACCACCACCACCAGCAUGAAGGUCCAACCGCUCCCUCAGGGCGCCCCUCCUGCGCCAGCGUACAUCCCCCACCCCUCCUCCUCCGCUCCUCCCUCAGCCCCCAGCCCGGCGUACAACCCUGCCCCCGGCUCUGCCCCCGCUCCCUUACCCUCAGUGGCCCGCGGCGUGGCUCAGAGGGCGGAGCGGUUCGCUGCCAGCGGCCGUACAGCCCUCUGUGGAGCUUGCAACAACAUCAUUAGGGGUCCCUUCCUGGUGGCUCUGGGCCGCUCCUGGCAUCCGGAGGAGUUCAACUGUGCCUACUGCCACACAUCGCUGGCAGACGUCAGUUUUGUGGAGGAACAGAACAAUGUUUACUGUGAGAACUGCUACGGCGAGUUUUUCGCCCCCACCUGUGCCCGCUGCAACACCAAGAUCAUGGGGGAGGUGAUGCAUGCACUGAGACAGACAUGGCACACAACCUGCUUUGUGUGUGCCGCCUGUGGAAAGGCGUUCGGAAACAGCCUCUUCCAUAUGGAAGAUGGAGAGCCGUACUGUGAGAAAGAUUACAUUUCACUGUUCAGCACCAAGUGCCACGGAUGUGACUUCCCUGUUGAAGCUGGGGACAAGUUCAUCGAGGCACUAGGUCACACCUGGCACGACACAUGCUUUGUCUGUGCGGUGUGCAAUGUGAACCUGGAGGGUCAGCCCUUCUACUCCAAGAAGGACAAGCCCCUGUGUAAGAAACAUGCCCACGCCAUCAACGUGUAGAUGCUUGGUUGGCAGCCUUAAGGGGUGGAGAGCCAGCUGAAUGAACCCCACCAGCCUUGGUCCUAAAGUGGGGGUAUCAAUGCUAUUGAUGACAAAUACAUUUUGCAGAUCAGUAAAUGAAAUACUUGUUUUUGUUCACCAGUACUGAAACUAAAGACAACACAGCCUAAUGUUCCUUCUCUGAAAGGAAAUUAUGUGAUGAAAAGUGAUUGCACAGUACACUUUUUACUUACGUCACCCUCAACGACAACAAAAAGAAAUCGUACUUAUAUCAGAGAAAGUUUUAUUUAAUUCCUUUGUUACAAGACUCCUGGUAGGCUUAAGUCCUGGGACUGAAAGUCUAAAGACACGAGAAUGGUUUUAGUAGCAGGACUAUAGUACACACAAUACAGAUGCCUUAUUUCACAAAGACUGUCCUGUUCUGAAUGUAAAACAAAAACUGAAAAUUAAACAAAAAAUGUGACACAAAUAUAGAGUCCAGUAAAUAUAUCCAGACAGUUUUAAAUAUUUACAUUGGGUUUGAAGUAAUAUCACAAUGAUGCCUCACAGUGAUCAAUAGACCAAAUGUGAGCUGAUUUAACAAGUUUUACUAAGUAGUUACUAAUCACUGUUUGACUUCACACAGGAAUUGUAGUACUAACUCAGUUAAGUAUUUAGUAUUGAUUAAACAGUGUUAUUUAUUUGCAUAGGAAAACAGUCAACAGUGUUAUUCACUGGGCAGUGUGAUGAAACUAUACGUUCCAUAUUGAAUUAAUCAAUGAUGGCGUAAUAUUGAGACCUUAAGUUCCGUCACAAGAUUGUUUUUGUCUGUUUUUUUUGUCUGUCCCCUGGAUUCAUGAAAACUCCAGUGGGCAAAAAAAAUGUUUUUCGCUUUUGCCUUUGAUUUUGUUGUGCCUUUUGUCCAGAUAUAUUUCCUCUAUUUCAUAAAAAAAAUAUUGCUAUGCAUAUUCAGUUUGGUGCACAUGUCCAAGUCAACAUAACUCUUUUAGUUUCAAAUUUUACUGGCUCACACACCUUAAGGACACUGGAUGUGUGCUGGUGUACAAUUUUUACUCUGAUAUUUGUUUUAUACUGUGUAUUUGGUGUGUGUGUGUAUGUGUGCAUGCAUGAGUUGGUAUAUGAUUGUCUGUGCAUGUCUAAUGGGUCAAAUAAUAUAUGUUUUGUAUAGUGCCACUAGAAUCACUGAGCGUAACUAUUAUUUGAAUGAACUCUAAGAACCAUCAAACACUGAGUGAGUUUUACAUGUUUUUUAUUACUAUCCACUGGAAGGAAAAUUUAGGAUAUCUUACUAGAGGGAAAUGAGAUGGAAAUGCAGACUUGAAUUGUUGGUAGGAAUUGUAAAGUUGUUUCCAUAUUGAAACUAGUUGUAUAGUUUCCAACCACUAGGGGGCAAUAUAGUGUUGAUACCACUCACGUGGCAUGCCUCACACUAGUGACUAUUCACUUACCAAUCUAAACACAGUCAUGUAAUUGUUUUAAACUGCUGUCCCAUCCCCUGGCAACUUAAGUGUGUCUUUUCCUCUGCAUGUUAUUACCUUUCAUUGUUACUCAAAUGUUCCCCAUCCAUGGGUCCCGUGCAUGAAUUUUAUGUGUUUUUUUCACAAGAGCAUAGUUGUCAGUAGUUGGCUGAAUUUACCAAAAAAGUACAACAUUUUUUUUGAAUGCCUUCGUGAAACUUCAUUGAGGAUUAUUUCUUAAGUAUUGCUUCAAAAAACAACAAGUCCUGUUAACACCGUUUUUAUUAACCACUGCAAUCGAUUUUUGUCCUGGUAUCUGCAGUACUAUAUCAGUAGCCCAAACUGUGCUUAAUCACUAGUCUCAUUUGAUCAACUUACUAUGGUUCUGGUGGUGUUUUGGACACAUACAAUAUAGUGCUAGUCUAUCAUUUCACCAUCCAUUCCCAACUGACCACUCCCUCUUCUGCUGUCACAGUCAUUCCAUUUAGUGAACAUGUCUCUCUGGUGCAUCAAUCGUUUCUGAAGAGAGACAUACCAUCAGAACUCCCCAUUUCCACUUCCCAUUAAGUAAAUAACAACUGGGUAUUUAUUUCACAAGUAAUUUUAGGCUACUGAGUAAUGGUUCAGAUGACACGUUUAUGACACGUUCAGUUUGCACUGCUUUAUAUUAAACACUUGCAUCAGAUGUGUAAAGGGGCUGCAUCUUUCUCCAUGUUCUGUAUUUUAAGAAAUUACUUCUAUAGAGUAUGUUGCUGCUUUUCUUAGCAUGGGAUACACUCUAUUUAAUCUGAUAAUUUAUUUACUUAAACUUUUUCUAUUUUUUUUCAAUAAAAAUCAGAAUUAUGGCCUUGCUUUUGAGUAACUAGACUGUCAGGAAAAACAGACACAGUCAUUUGUUUUUAUUAAUAAAACAUAAUUAUAACUUUUGCUUUAAUUGUACUUUCAACUUUAUUGUCAGUGUAAACAAGGUCUUCCCACAACGCUUUUUUUUUUUAUAACUCAAUUUACUCAACUUGCCAUAGAACUUUCAAAAUGAUAUGGAAUUUAGAUUUAGGGUUGUUAGAAGGGAGACUGGAUACAGUGAAAGGUACAAAUGUCCUUCCUGAAGAGAUUGUAUCUUUAAGAUUGAGGUAGUCCACUGUCAAAAGUAUUUGUAUGUGUUAAAUUGUUUUGUGUAUCUAUUUGGAAAAGGCAGAAGCUUAAUUUCCACUGUGGAGAAUCCUUGAAUUGACCGAAUGUUAUGGAUGGCCUUAACUUGCAUGUUGAAUCCAAUACCAAACCCUAAUGCAUAUCAACCAGGAAUAAAAUACUUGUAUUGUUGUUUUACUGUGCCACAUAUAGGGUCUGCCCGUAUUGACAGCCAAUGUUGGAAAGCUGCUGUUAUUGUUUCUGCUAGGAAGGUUUGAAUCAUGAACAUUUGUUAAUAAAUGUUAUUUCCCAACACUA
Messenger RNA from Hypomesus transpacificus, 5002 nucleotides. RefSeq names its product LIM domain binding 3a (gene ldb3a). Gene Ontology annotation, molecular function: actin binding; muscle alpha-actinin binding. Bases 195 to 2099 code for a protein of 634 amino acids. Gene Ontology annotation, cellular component: adherens junction; filamentous actin; stress fiber. Gene Ontology annotation, biological process: actin cytoskeleton organization; heart development; muscle structure development. The record is from RefSeq and is a predicted model, not a curated record. The transcript has 12 exons. NCBI's taxonomy places the organism in Eukaryota, Metazoa, Chordata, Actinopteri, Osmeriformes, Osmeridae.